Molecule: messenger RNA, 1255 nt
Organism: Procambarus clarkii (red swamp crayfish)
Lineage: Eukaryota; Metazoa; Arthropoda; Malacostraca; Decapoda; Cambaridae
Source: RefSeq, a predicted model, not a curated record
AGCCAUGAAGACCCUGGUUGGUAUAGUGGCCCUGGCCACCUUGUGCUUGGUGGCCACAAGCGCUGAGCCUUCCCCAGAUGCUGAGCCUAGCUACUUCCGUAGAGGUUUCGGUGGAGGCUUCGGACACUAUGGUGGAGGAUUUGGACUCCACGGAUUUAGAGGAAAGAGAAGUGCUGAGGCUGACCCUGAAGCAAUUGCUGACCCUGAAGCCGACCCCAGCUUCUACGGUGGCAGGGGCUUCGGUGGUUACAGAGGAGGUUUCAGAGGCUUCGGAUAUCGUGGAAAGAGAAGUGCUGAAGCUGAUCCUGAAGCAAUUGCUGACCCUGAAGCCGACCCCAGCUUCUACGGUGGCAGGGGCUUCGGUGGAGGCUUCGGUGGUUACAGAGGAGGUUUCGGAGGCUUCGGAUAUCGUGGAAAGAGAAGUGCUGAAGCUGAUCCUGAAGCAAUUGCUGACCCUGAAGCCGACCCCAGCUUCUACGGUGGCAGGGGCUUCGGUGGUUACAGAGGAGGUUUCAGAGGCCUCGGAUAUCGUGGAAAGAGAAGUGCUGAAGCUGAUCCUGAAGCCGUUGCUGAGCCUGAAGCUGAUCCAAGCUUCUACGGUGGCAGGGGCUUCGGAGGAGGCUUCGGGGGUUACAGAGGAGGUUUCGGAGGCUUCGGAUAUCGUGGAAAGAGAAGUGCUGAAGCUGAUCCUGAAGCUGAUCCCAGCUUCUACGGUGGCAGGGGCUUCGGUGGAGGCUUCGGUGGUUACAGAGGAGGUUUCGGAGGCUUCGGAUAUCGUGGAAAGAGAAGUGCUGAAGCUGAUCCUGAAGCAGUUGCUGAGCCUGAAGCUGAUCCCAGCUUCUACGGUCACAGGGGCUUCGGUGGAGGUUUCGGUGGUUACAGAGGAGGCUUCGGAUAUCGUGGAAAGAGAAGUGCUGAGGCUGAUCCUGAAGCAGUUGCUGAGCCUGAAGCUGAUCCCAGCUUCUACGGUCACAGGAGCUUCGGUGGAGGCUUCGGUGGUUACAGAGGAGGCUUCGGAGGCUUCGGAUAUCGUGGAAAGAGAAGUGCUGAGGCUGACCCUAAAGCCGUUGCCGAACCUGAAGCUGAUCCCAGCUUCUACGGGGGCAGGCGCUUCGGUGGAGGCUUCAGAGGCUUUGGAGGUCGUAGGUACUACGGCUAAAUUUUGACUCCACUCUCCCGCCGCAAUGUUCACAGACAAUGACUCCUUAUUUCGAUGCGACACUUUAAAUAUUACAAUAAAUAUAUAGCAAAUUAA